Syzygium oleosum is the source of this 2399-nucleotide messenger RNA. RefSeq names its product protein SIEVE ELEMENT OCCLUSION B-like. The record is from RefSeq and is a predicted model, not a curated record. Gene Ontology annotation, biological process: phloem development. NCBI's taxonomy places the organism in Eukaryota, Viridiplantae, Streptophyta, Magnoliopsida, Myrtales, Myrtaceae. The transcript has 8 exons. The coding region runs from base 141 to 2144 and encodes 667 amino acids.
UUUAUCAAAACGUGUCCGUAUAAUUCGUCUCUUUCUCACAUCCACAGCUAUAAAUAGAGCAUGCACGCUAGCUUCUCCCCGCACCACACCACCUGCAUCCUCUUCCUUCUCUGCUUUGCUCUCUCUCUUUGAGAUUCAAAAUGGCCACGAUCCUUGCCCAUCUCCUUGGCAUGGAACACAAAGCCAAGCCUCACCAGAUUGACCAGAGCAUGUGGACCAACCUGCUUGCUUCUUUCGACGACGAGAAGUUCAUGAAGGAGAUGGUGAACACUCACGCUCCUGAGGAAGGAGACGUGGAUGUUCAGUCUCUCUUCCAUCUCGUCGACAACACCCUUCAUGGGACAACUGCUAUCGUCGACUCCAUCGUCAACCCUAAGGGCACUCAAGGAUCUGGAAGCCCUGAUUUCAAGCCUAUGAAAGAGGGCUUCAAUCCACCUUUAGCAGCCAUCAACGAAGUGGGUUGUCAGCUCACUUGCAAGGCGCUAGACACCAAAAAUGUGCGCCAAACACUGGUCUCGCUCUUUCACGAGCUAUCGAGCUACUCGUGGGUUAACAAGGCUCAGAUUACCCUUUCAUCACUUGCUGUGUUCUAUGGUGACUUUUGGCGACUUGCUCGAGUUGAACCAUCGGACAAGCUCGCGGAAUCUAUGGCCAUAUUGAAGGGGUUGCCUGCAAUCACAAAGCCCUCAGACCCGCAAAAGGUCCAAGUUUUCGGUGUUCUCAACGAAAUGAUCAAGACCACCCUGAACAUGACCCAAUGCAUUGUGGAUUUUGAGCAUGACUCCAAAGAUGUUCCCGAGCUGUCUACGAUGAUUGAUGUUCCAAGCAGCGUUUAUCAGAUCAUCAUCAGUAUCCUUGCUUGCUCUAUUCAGUUCACCAGCCUCAUUAGCACGGUCGAUGACAACAAGGGAAAAGAUCUUCCUAUCUUUGCUCGGAAAGUGAAGAUGAUCCACCACACUGUCAAGAGACAUUACGAACAUUUUUUACAAAAAAAGGAGGAAAUUAAGGAGUAUCAGAGGCUGCAGCGACUCUUUAAUGCCCCUACCGAUAACGUGGAGCUGAUCAAGGCCUUGUUUUACAUCAAGGAUGAUCCUCAGCCUCUCUUCAUUGGCUCAAAGAAGACAAGGGAUAAGGUCGAGUCACUCCGGAGGAAGAAUGUGUUGCUGCUGAUUUCGGACCUCAAAUUGACCUCUCACGACCUCUCCAUCCUCAUCAAGAUCUACAAUGAGCGCAAGUUCCACGAGGAGCGCUACGAGAUCGUGUGGGUCCCUAUCAUCGAACAAGAAGGCGAGGACGUGAUCAAACAGUUCCAGAACCUCCAGUUGCAAAUGCCGUGGUACUCGGUGCACUCCCCUACACUUAUCAACAGGGUGGCCAUCAGGAUCAUUAAAGAGAAGUGGCAUUUUAGGCAAGACACCAUGGUGACAGUAUUGGAUCCACAAGGAAAAGUCUCAAACCAAAAUGCCAUGAGCAUGAUUAGAGUUUGGGGAUGGGAUGCUUUCCCUUUCACCGGUGCAGUCGCAGCAGACAUCUGGAAGAGGCCUGGCAUUAGCUGGUUUGAGCUUUUGGUGAUUGACUUCAUUUUUCCAAAGAUACAGGAAGCUAUCAAGGCUGAGAAGUACAUCUUCCUGUAUGGAGCGGAAGAACCCAAGGCCAUCCAGGAGAUUGAGGAGUCGCUAAAGAAGAUGAUCGACGAUGGCUUUUCCAUCGUUGCCUUCAAUGUCACCAAAUCGCAGCUCUUUUGGACCCGCCUCGAGAGCUGCAUGCUCUCCAAGCUACAAACCAGAGCGGACCUGCACGAACCCCUUAUGCAGGACAUCCUCAGGCUCUACACCAACUUCAAGAAGGACGGUGGGUUUGCGGUCCUCACAAAGGGGUCGCAGGUUGUGAUCAAUGACUCCCACGUGCACGUCACGAAGGUCCUGGUGCAGUAUGAGACGUGGAAGAAGCAUGUGAACGUGAACGGGAAGACGUUCGACAUGGUCUUCAGGGAGCAGUUCGACCGGGUCUACAUCCUCCCGAGGUGCCACCACUUCUAUAUCCCGAACAUGGUGGGUUACAUCCCGGAGGAUGUGAAGUGCCCUGUCUGCCCGCGUAUGAUGAACAACAUUGUCAAGUUCGAGUGUUGCCAUGGUACACAUUAGUCAAGUAACGAUGAGAGCGUGCUCCGUGAGUGCUCUAUGUACCCCAAUAUAAUGAAUAAAGAGGGCUAGCUUAGUGUCAGCCAGCCCUCCUCUGUGAACUUUGUCUAUGCAGUAUGAUGUAUGGAACAACUAUGUUCCCGUACUGUCUCUAUGUAAAACGUUUCCACUUGAAGCUUGUGCUACUAAGUACUUGAAGCGUCGGUUUUGUUCUCAAUAAAAUGCUUCUCUGAGCACUUGUGCCUCAUGACGAUUAAA